This is a messenger RNA of Glycine soja, 1437 nucleotides long. Its product is annotated as microtubule-associated protein RP/EB family member 1C-like. Gene Ontology annotation, cellular component: microtubule plus-end; microtubule organizing center; spindle midzone. NCBI's taxonomy places the organism in Eukaryota, Viridiplantae, Streptophyta, Magnoliopsida, Fabales, Fabaceae. The transcript has 5 exons. Gene Ontology annotation, molecular function: microtubule plus-end binding. The coding region runs from base 159 to 1220 and encodes 353 amino acids. Gene Ontology annotation, biological process: protein localization to microtubule plus-end; regulation of microtubule polymerization or depolymerization; spindle assembly. The record is from RefSeq and is a predicted model, not a curated record.
AAGACAAUUUUCACACGUUAAUCCCCAAACAAGAGAUUUUGAAUUUGAAAUACUCCCGCUCCCGUCUCCAUAUAUUUGCGAACCCUUUUUCUUUGUGAGAGACCCGUUAUCAGAGAAUCCAGAAGGCGAAGAAGAAGAAACGACAGAGCAAGAAGGAAAUGGCGACCAACAUUGGGAUCAUGGAUGCGGCUUACUUCGUCGGCAGAUCUGAGAUUCUUUCUUGGAUCAACUCAACUCUGCAACUCAAUCUCUCCAAAGUCGAAGAGGCAUGUUCCGGCGCGGUUCACUGCCAGCUUCUCGAUGCCGCUCAUCCAGGGAUCGUGCCUAUGCACAAGGUCAAUUUCGACGCCAAGAGCGAGUAUGAGAUGAUUCAGAACUACAAGGUCCUUCAAGAUGUCUUCAAUAAACUCAAAAUCACCAAGCACAUCGAGGUCAGCAAGCUGGUGAAAGGAAGGCCACUGGAUAACCUUGAGUUCAUGCAAUGGAUGAAACGAUACUGCGAUUCUGUCAAUUCCGGCCUUCAGCACAAUUAUAAUCCUCUGGAGAGGAGAGAGGUUAGCAAAGGUGGAAGAGAAACGAGCAAGAAAUCUGCAAACUCGCAAGCCUCAACGAAGGGUUCUACUGCACAGAGACCUCAGUCUUCUCAUAAUUCUCGAAGAAAUGAGGUUUCUAAUGCUAACCCUACAAAUCAAGCUGCAAAGGUUGCGAGAGCAGCACCUUCUGCCGGAAACCCUGCCUAUGAAGAAAAGGUAUUUUUGUUUUCCCGUCGAAAGAAUUAUCAAAUGAAUAAUGGAAGUAUAUUGCUCUUACAGUUGAAGUUGAUGCAGAUAACAGAGUUGAAGUUGUCGAUUGAUAGCCUUGAGAAGGAACGGGAUUUCUACUUUGCAAAGCUGAGAGAUAUUGAGAUACUGUGCCAGACUCCUGAGAUAGAACACUCACCGAUUGUUGCUGCGAUACAGAAGAUAUUAUAUGCUACAGAUGACAAUGGAACGGCUGUGGCUGAAGCUCAAGCUAUGAUUUCUGUUGGUCGUAAGGAAAUAGAGGGAUUGAGCCCCAUUGCUGAGGUUUCGGAGGAGAAGAGCAGUUCAGAAACUCACAAGAGAAAGAAUAUUGCCAAUAUUGAUUUUGAUGUUGCUGGGCUUGCAACGUUGUCUCCCAGACAGAGGCUUUCUGAUGUUUCAGAUGUUCAUUGUAGCGAGUCACCUCUUAUGACUUGUUAGGGAUCACGUUCUGUUGUUAAUUCAAUUAGCAACUUGUUAAAACUGUUUUUGGUCACAGUAAUUCCUGUUUCAUGUGUGAAUUGACCGCGAUAUUCAUAAUGAUUAGGGGUUUUUAGGGAGACUAUUCUGUUAUAAAGUAUCAGUAUCAGCCCAGAAAAAUGUAACCAGAUAUGUUUUGCCUUUAUAGAAUUUGCUGCUAGUGCUUUGAUUUAUUUCA